CCGCGAAGGGCUUACGCGGACUCGGAACGGAACGCACGGUUUUGAAUUUCGAAAACGUUUCGCCGCGCCUUUUGUUUUUUUUUUCUGUGCAUGCCAGUGAUACGCUACUGAUUUUUAAAUAAGUUUGAAUUUAUAAUUUCGAGUGUUUUUAAGAACUUUUUGACUUACGUGGACUCUAAAAAGUUUUGAUUAACUUUGCAAGUGACGAUCAUGACUUUAUUGAGUUGAAUAAUGAUAAUUUAUGCAAACUUUGAGGUUGCGUAAUUUUCAAUAAGUUGCAGAUAUUUUAAUCUCCUAGAUAUUGACACCGCCACCCAGAUGCCGCAUACAGGGCAAGCCGGCGUGAACCAACUAGGGGGCGUCUUCGUGAACGGGCGCCCCCUGCCCGACGUGGUCCGUAAAAGGAUAGUAGAACUGGCCAUCAUGGGGGUGCGGCCGUGUGACAUCAGCAGACAACUGCUCGUCUCCCAUGGAUGCGUCUCCAAGAUCCUGACGAGGUUCUACGAGACUGGGUCGAUUAGACCUGGGUCCAUUGGCGGGAGCAAGACUAAGGUAAGAGCGUAA
Molecule: messenger RNA, 564 nt
Organism: Ostrinia furnacalis (Asian corn borer)
Lineage: Eukaryota; Metazoa; Arthropoda; Insecta; Lepidoptera; Crambidae
Gene: Poxn
Product: paired box pox-neuro
Exons: 3
Coding region: 319-564 (81 amino acids)
Biological process (GO): regulation of transcription by RNA polymerase II; anatomical structure development
Molecular function (GO): DNA-binding transcription factor activity, RNA polymerase II-specific; RNA polymerase II cis-regulatory region sequence-specific DNA binding
Source: RefSeq, a predicted model, not a curated record